Molecule: messenger RNA, 3140 nt
Organism: Phasianus colchicus (ring-necked pheasant)
Lineage: Eukaryota; Metazoa; Chordata; Aves; Galliformes; Phasianidae
Gene: LZTS1
Product: leucine zipper tumor suppressor 1
Biological process (GO): regulation of dendrite morphogenesis; regulation of synaptic plasticity
Cellular component (GO): dendritic spine
Source: RefSeq, a predicted model, not a curated record
GCCCCGCGGAGCUCUGCGGGCUGCGGCCACCCGAGGUGGGAACCCAUCGGGACCGGAGGCGGUGCGGGGAGACGGGGAGCCGUCGGGGGACGGGGAGCUCCGGGAUUGCAGCUCCCGGGCACAGCGAGGGCUCUGCUAUGAUCACAGCCAGCGUGCCACCUGCCCGGCAGCAGCAUGGGCAGUGUCAGUAGUCUCAUCUCUGGCCACAGCUUUCACAGCAAACACUGCCGUGCCUCUCAGUACAAGCUCCGUAAGUCAUCCCAUCUGAAGAAGCUCAACAGGUACUCAGACGGGCUGCUCCGCUUCGGCUUCUCCCAGGAAUCCGGCCACAAAUCGGGCUCCAAAAGCAGCAAGAAUGAGGACUUCUUUUAUAUCAAAGUCAGCCAGAAGACACCUGGCCCCCACCGCACGGACUACACCGCGCUGGGCAGCUCGGAGCUGGGCCAGGCUGGGAGCAGCGGGGUGGACUUCGGGACACCCACACCGCAGAAGCUGAUGCCUUUCCCCAGCCAGCUGGAAGUGGGUGUGGAGAAACCCACGGCACGACCCACCGCCUUCAAGCCAGUACUGCCCCGCUCCAGUGCCGUCCUCCAUUCAACCCCAGAGAAUGGAGCUCACCUCCCCACACAGCUUCACCCCCUGGACAAAGGCAAGGAGCAGGAGCUGAAGCCGGCGCUGUGCUCAGGAGGGCUGUCUGACUCAGGCAGGAACUCCAUGUCCAGCCUGCCAACCCACAGCACCAGCAGCAGCUAUCAGCUGGACCCCAUCGUCACCCCCGUGGGGCCCAUCAGCCGCUUUGGGGGCUCUGCACACAACAUCAUGCAGUGUGCCAUCAUCCAGGACAGCAACAUGAUGAGCCUCAAGGCCAUGUCCUUCUCCGACGGUGGCAACAAGAUCCUCAACCCCAGCAAAGCCCCCCAGCACCGCGCCGCCGAGAAGACCGCGUGCAUCCGCUCACCCAUCUCUACAGAUGAGUCCACCAUCCAGGAGCUGGAGCAGAAGCUGCUGGAAAGGGAGGGAGAGCUGCAGGAGUUACAGCUGAGCUUCGAGGAGAAGGAAGCCAGCUCCUGCCAGGUGUAUGAGGAGAAGCAGCGGCGCUGCAAGGAAGAGCUGGAGGGGCUCAAGCAGAAGUGCAACAGCAAGCUGAAGCAGAGCUCGCAGAAAACCCAGCGCACACAGCAGGUCCUCCAGCUCCAGGUGUUCCAGCUGCAACAGGAGAAGCAGCAGCUGCGGGAGGAGCUGGAGAACCUCAUGAAGGAGCAAAAUUUGCUGGAGACCAAGCUGAGGUCCUAUGAGAAGGAGAAGACCAGCUUUGCACCAGCGCUGGAAGAGACCCAAUGGGAGGUGUGCCAGAAGUCGGGGGAAAUCUCCCUGCUGAAGCAGCAGCUGAAGGAGUCCCAGACCGAGCUCACCACCAAGACCACUGAGAUCCUCAGCCUGAAGGCACAGCUGAAGGACGUGAGGGCCAAGAUGGAAGGGCUGGAGAUGAAGACCCAGGACCUGGAGGGCUCCCUGCGCACCAAAGCCAUGGAGCUGGAGGUGUGUGAGAACGAGCUGCAGCGCAAGAAGAACGAGUCUGAGCUGCUGAGGGAGAAGGUCAACCUGUUGGAGCAGGAGAUAGUGGAGCUGCGGGCAGAGAUGGCCAUGCUCCGGGCACAGCUGAGCGAUGCCACCCGGCCCAGUGAGGUGCAGGCAUUGCAAGGUGAGGUGGAGAGGCUGCGGGCUGAGCUGCAAGCUGAACGGGACAGCAACGAGCAGAUGAGCUCCAGCUUCCAGCAGGAACGGCAGACGUGGAGGGAGGAAAAGGAGAAGGUGAUCCACUAUCAGAAGCAGUUACAGCAGAGCUACCUGCACAUGUACAAGAGGAACCAGAACCUGGAGAAGAUGCUGCAGCAGCUUGCAGCAGGGGAGGAUGGCAAGGAGCCCAUUGAGCUGGACAUCCCCGGCGCUGACGUGCCCUACGAGGACAUCAUAGCCACUGAGAUCUGACCCCACUCCUCUUCCCUGUACUGUUUGAUGAGCCAUGUAUUUAUUUAGAGGAGCCAGCGUCCGGCCAGCUCCUCACUGCUGCCUGUUGUGUUCGAGGCCAACAAGCCACUCGUGCCAAUGGUGAUGUCCUGCAGCCCCCCCCCUCCCCCCCGACCCUUGUAGGACUGGCAAUGAGGGCAAACAGGGAAUGGGACUUGGGCAAAUGCUCGGUAGUGGGAUGAUGCCCUUGGCCCCAGUUCCCUGCUGCAGCCUGGACAGGGUAUAGAGCUGCUCUCCCCCGUUAUUUAUGGACCCCACAUGUCCCACUCCAGCCCUCCAGCUCCUGCAGUGCCUCGGGGAGGACCCUGCACACAUGCACUACUUCACAUCCAUGGGAGCAACCCUCAGUGCGCAGGGAUGGUGCCUUCCAGCUCCAGGGAGCAGAGGUUGGGAUGACCCAGACAUUAGGAGGGGAUAUCUAUUUUAUACAGAAAAUCCAGAGUUAACGCUUCCUGCCUCCUCCCUGCCUUUUUAGAAUCACAGCAACCAAAAAUGCUUUUUUUUUUCCCUGUUCUCCCAUCACAGCAGUCACACAGUCCCAGGCUGAGCCCCCACCCCAUUACCACCACUCACUGCUGGCCAUACAUCCUUCCUCCCACCACCGUGAGCAGGACAAGCUCCUCCCUGCCACGAAGCACGGGGGCAUUCCUAGCACAACCCAACACCCCUCGCCCAUAGAUGUGACCCACAGAAACCAGUCUGUGCCUUCUGCACUGCUCAGCAACCACCACAUCCCCACCGAGCCCACGGCUGAGCCCCAAGUUUGCAGAUCAGGGACCCACACUCGAGCCAGAGCCCCUCUCCCAUGGGCUCCCCACCACAGGAGCAGAGCUCAGCCCCCCCCCCAGCCCCACUCCUGCCCUCACCAUCCCAACCCCUCAUCCCCAGCAGUCAAUGCUGUGUGAUGUGAUCGCCCAGAGGUGCCCACUGCUGCCUUUGCACAACGCUGUGUGUGACCGUGCGCAUUGCAGGUGUGUGAGAUGUGUGAGCUGGCAGCCGGCCGGCCACAGCCUGUACAGAUAAUUAUUAUUUUUUCUGCAGGUUUUUGUUUGUUUGUUUUAUUUGUUGGUUCUUUUUUGAUGUUAUUUCCGGUGACUGAUGUAAACUACUGG